GCAUUGACCACUAGUCCCACAGGACUACACGGUUUGUCGCAUAGUGAUGACGUAGUGUGGCGCGACAGGAACUGUUGUGGUUAGCUACACUCGAGCGUUAGCCUCUAGCUAAGUUAACGACCCCCUUUAGAGAUGUCUCAGCAGCCCCCUCAGACGGUCCCCUCAGCCCCGGACUCCCCUGCUCUGGUGGUCACCAGUAACGUGCAGAAAUAUGCCAUCAAGAAGAAGAAAGUCCUGAGUGCUGAAGAGAUGGAGCUGUUUGAGCUGACCCAGGCUGCAGGGAUCACUGUGGACCAAGAGGUCUUCAAGAUCAUUGUGGAUCUGUUGAAGAUGAACGUGGCUCCUCAAGCAGUGUUUCAGACCCUGAAGGCGAUGUGUGCAGGGCAGAGGGUUGCAGAGAGCUGUGGGGGCACAGAGUCUUCUUCAAAUGCAUCCCACACGACCAGCAUUACAACAGCACCCACAGAGGCCAGAGUGCGCAGUAAAGCCGGAGCGAGCCACAGCGAGAAGAGCAGAGAGGCUUCCAGUCAGCGGGUGCAGCGGCAGCCCAGCGCCACCAGGGGGCAGAAGACUAAAAGCUCAGGCAGCAGUAGUUCCUCCUCUCAGAUAAACUCCACAUAAAGUCAAUGGGACUGUUUGUACAUAUGUUUUUGUUUACAUCUAACUUAUGUGUGGAUUUUUUUAAGAGGUUGUUUACCUCGAAUACAGAAGGAACAUUUCCUCACUCUUAGAGGUGUUUUGUUUCUUUUUGUCUACGUUUCAUACUGAGGAGCUUAAAAAGAGACAAUCCUUGUAAAGUCAUCACAGAACAAUAAAGAACCUCCUGUAAGCCUCUUCAUGUCCUGACAAGUGUUACUGAAACCAUCUGUCUUGUCAGUGUGUAACAUAAACAACAAAUACUUAGUUUUUUUUUUUACUUGAAUGUGAAAAUGUCUGUUUAAAGUGCAACUUUUUAUCAAAUAAACUCAAUAUACCCGUUA
Messenger RNA from Notolabrus celidotus (New Zealand spotty), 980 nucleotides. RefSeq names its product mitotic spindle organizing protein 2B (gene mzt2b). NCBI's taxonomy places the organism in Eukaryota, Metazoa, Chordata, Actinopteri, Labriformes, Labridae. The record is from RefSeq and is a predicted model, not a curated record. The coding region runs from base 133 to 621 and encodes 162 amino acids. Gene Ontology annotation, cellular component: spindle; centrosome. The transcript is spliced from 4 exons.